Molecule: messenger RNA, 597 nt
Organism: Ornithodoros turicata
Lineage: Eukaryota; Metazoa; Arthropoda; Arachnida; Ixodida; Argasidae
Exons: 1
Coding region: 1-597 (198 amino acids)
Source: RefSeq, a predicted model, not a curated record
AUGAAUAGCACGACGAGGCUACAGCUCCCAAGUGACAGCGCAAUGAGGCAACUGGUUCGAAGAGCAAGAAGAAUCGGUCUUCCACGCGAACCGGACUGCAUCGAUGAUUUAGUGCUUGGUGACGACCACAGGCGCUCGCUACAAGGGAAGUUAUUUCUGCGCUACGACACCAUCUGCGACGACGGUUCGAGGGUCAUUGUGUUCUGCACAGACGAGAACUUGGCGUACCUUGAAUCCUCGACAACGUGGCUUAUGGACGGUACAUUUAAGACUGUGUCUAGGUUGUUUGAGCAAUUGUACACGAUCCACGCUUACGUGCAAGGGUCUCUCUUCCCUUUAGUGUACUGUCUGAUGUCGCGGAGAACGCAGCUAGCUUACCAGCAGCUUUUGCGCGACGUCGUUGACCUCGCGGCAGAGCAGCAAAUAUUGCUGUCGCCAAGAGCUAUUGUUGUGGAUUUUGAGGUUGCAGCCAUCAAUGCUGUUCGGGUGGAGCUGCCUGAUACCAACGUCCAUGGGUGUUUUUUUCACUUGUGUCAAAUAGUGUGGCGGAGGGGUGCAGCACCUGGGAUUGUCAAGACUGUACGUCGAGAACGUUGA